AUGUGUACCAACUCUGUUCAUCAGGAGUUAAAAGAAAUAUUUAAUUAUCGUCGAGUAGAAUUGAAAAACUUUUAUUUUUUACCCAAAAGACCCUCUAUAGAAAAGUUCAAAAACGACAUGUUUCACUUUUCUGUAAACGUUGAUCUAUAUUUCCAUGUCUCAUACACUACUUAUUUCAACAGAGAAGAAAUAGAAAGAAAACUUUUGCAACUACCAUUCACUAUGUCCUUAAGAGGUUUCAUAGAUAAUGAUACCAAUAAUUUAUAUGAAUCAAAAGGAAUUAGGUUCUCUAAUCUGAGUCAAAUGCUACUAUCAGAGGAUUGUAUUUUUAGAGAAGAAAUGACUAAGUUUCGUAUGUUUAAAAAUAAUGUUCUUGAACAUAGUCCUCCAUUACUGGUUUAUGUGAGUCCUCUACUAUUGUGUAGACAGAAAAAGAUGCUGCAAUCAGAGGUCAUAAUAGACUUGAUCAAUUAUCGUAUAAUAUCAAAGAAAACGAACGAAAUGUUUCACAUUGGUGACUUUGUUUUUGACUUAGAACUAGCAUUUCGAGUUUGUUCAUAUGAAAGUCAGUUUGUGAUUGAUUCAGUAGACAUGACAAAUGUACUGGAAACCAUAACAACCAUUUUGAAUAUCAUCAGCAUCAUUUCAAUGGUAGCGCUUUUGAUUCUUUACAUGGUAGUUCCGGGGUUACGAACACUACCAGGUCUUAAUAUCAUGAGCACAACAUUUUCUCUUCUUUGCAUGCAAAUAACAUAUACCAUUGCCAACGUUAUGGAAAAGUCAACUCUCUUUUGUACGAUAACAGGAAUAUUGUUGCAUUAUUUCUGGUUGGCCUUGUGUUGUUGUCUAUUUACUUGUUCACUACACAUGUGUCGGAGUUUUUCAGGUCAAAGAGGAAAUAUGCACAGGCAUACAAAAAUUUAUACCAUUUUCGGUCGCUAUGUUAUCAUUUGUUACACCGCACCGAUUUUUUUAAUUACCACUAAUAUUAUUCUCACUUAUUACAUACAGAACAAAAUCGGGUACGGUACUACCUUGUGCUUUGUUGAGGAUUUCGUUCAAAAUAUCGCCACUUUUAUCGCACCUUUACUUAUUACAUGUGUUCUUAACAUUGUCAUGUUUACUAUAACCGCCACAAACAUCAAAUAUGUCAAACACAUACAAAAGUCAAAAGAAGAUAAAUCCGAGAUUGUUAUUUUUCUCAAACUAUUUAGCUUAACAGGAAUUGUUUGGGUAUUUCAAAUUCUAGAUGGCAUAUUAAACGUAUCUGUCUUCUCGUUUGUCGUCAUAAUACUGACCUCUUCACAAGGUACCCUUAUUUUUCUGAGCUUUGCAUGUUCUUCAAGGAUUCUUAACUAUUUUAGAUCAAAAAAUGAAAAUAAAACUAAAGGGGUUUUUAUUGAAGGAAAGCAGAUCAGAGAUAAUGUAAGCGAUACAUCCCAACAACACCACACAAAAAGUUCUACGUUCCACGAUUCAAGUAUCACAAUAUGAUUCUGUUCUUUUCUACAAUAUUGAAGCUAAUAUCUAAAACUACGAAAUCUCAAUAGCGUAUUUUAGCGUUUCAUUUUAACACGGAAGCAUUUAUAAAAUGUUUACGAAUCCUUUUAUACUCAAAGCUAACUAUCAUAAGUAAGAAAGAAAAUCUAAAACAUUGAUUUGCAUCUAUUAAAAAAUGAUAAUCGAAUUUCCCUUGGGAAUUUGUCAUAUGGU
Molecule: messenger RNA, 1713 nt
Organism: Magallana angulata
Lineage: Eukaryota; Metazoa; Mollusca; Bivalvia; Ostreida; Ostreidae
Product: latrophilin receptor-like protein A
Exons: 2
Coding region: 1-1494 (497 amino acids)
Biological process (GO): cell surface receptor signaling pathway
Cellular component (GO): membrane
Molecular function (GO): transmembrane signaling receptor activity
Source: RefSeq, a predicted model, not a curated record